Molecule: messenger RNA, 1737 nt
Organism: Hyalella azteca
Lineage: Eukaryota; Metazoa; Arthropoda; Malacostraca; Amphipoda; Hyalellidae
Exons: 1
Coding region: 203-1570 (455 amino acids)
Source: RefSeq, a predicted model, not a curated record
CGUGAUACCAUAGCAGGUUCAAGUUGAAUGGAAUUUUCUUACACAUAUUAUUAAUUUCAAGCAAAAAAUUCUCAUAAAUUCUUGCUGCAACCAUCAGUGUCAGUGUUCCGUAUCCGUCAUACAUGCUUGCCGGCAGUACUGGAUAUAUAGGCAUUCAUUGAAAAUUCGUAAAAAAAAUAUAUUUACGGAAUUUGCCUGCAAAAUGUGUCUCAUUGAUCUUUUCCUGGGCUGUGGACGACAGAAUUCAGAUGAAAGCUUACAAAUUUACAGACCUGCAAAGAAUACCUGUUCGAGUAACCCUCUGCAUGAUGCUGAAGGACUGCAACGGAAAAAUGAGCCACGCUUGCGUCGUAUGAGGCAUGGAGCCUCCAGCAACUCCGCACCACGCAACGACGACGCCAUGUCUACCAGAUUCUACUUCGAGAUCAAUCAUGAGUACGAUGUUUCUUACGAAGAGCCAGCAACCAAUAACGUUUCCACCAAAGCGGACCUCAGAGUAAACGAUGAACUGAAAAAUCAAUGGGACACCACAAUACAAGACCCCAACCUGAUCGGUGCAACAACUCAACCGGAAGCAAACGCUUCGGCUGUAACCUUGUGCUCUGUUGAAAACUUACGAACUCCUGAAACAGUGACGUCUACUGGAACUGCUCGGUCACUUGAAACAACAAUGCUAAUAGAAACUGCAAUAAUGAAUCGACAUUGCCUACUAGAAUUACAACUGUCGCCGAAAUUAGAACCUUCAGUGGCAGCUGAAGCGCCAGGGUUCACUGACACUGAAGCGUGUGCUGUAACUACCGCGAGAACUACAGACACAGAGUCGACCUUAGUCAAAUUUUCCGCUGAAAAACAAUCGUCUACUGAACCAUUGUUCGAUGAAACUGCACCGUUUUCUGAAACGCUAUUGUUCGCUAAAACUGCAACGCCUACUGGAGCGCCAUUGUUUGCUGAAACUGUAGCGUAUGCUGAAAUGCCAUUGUUCGCUGAAACUGCAGAGUUUGCUGAAACGACAUUGUUCGCUAAAACUGCAACGCCUACUGAAGCGCCAUUGUUUGCUGAAACUGUAGCGUAUGCUGAAAUGCCAUUGUUCGCUGAAACUGCAGAGUUUUCUGAAACGCCAUUGUUCGCUAAAACUGCAACGUCUACUGGAGCGCCCUUGUUUGCUGAAACUAUAGCGUAUGCUGAAACGCCAUUGUUCGCUAAAACUGCAACGUCUACUGAAGCGCCAUUGUUUGCUGAAACUGAAGCGUAUGCUGAAACGCCAUUGUUCGCUGAAAUUGCAGCGUCUGCUAAAGCGCCAUUGUUCGCUGAAACUGCAGCUGCUGAAGCGCCAUUGUCAAUUGAAACUGGCGGCUCUGCUGAAGCGCCAUUGUUCGCUGAAACUGCAGCGUAUGCUGAAACGCCAUUCUUCGCUGAAACUUCAGCGCCUGCUGAAGCGCCAUUGUCAGCUGAAACUGCCGCGUCUGCUGAAACGCCAUUGUUCGCUGAAACUGCAGCUGCUGAAGCGCGAUUGCCUGCUGAAGCUGCAGCGCCUUCUGAAGAGUGGUUGUCCGCAUUGUUAAAAAGCUAACUGCCAUGAUUUCCUCAAGACUCAACCAACAUCUUCCGUUUUUGGCACACAAGUUCUCGAUACUUUUGCGCUACUAAAUCAUGAGUAUGUAAUAUAAGAAUGUAAUAUCUAUUUAUUCAUUGAAAUGUGACGUAUUGAAAAUGGUUUGAUUAUAAGUUUUUUAUAUU